Molecule: messenger RNA, 2567 nt
Organism: Salmo salar (Atlantic salmon)
Lineage: Eukaryota; Metazoa; Chordata; Actinopteri; Salmoniformes; Salmonidae
Product: secretory carrier-associated membrane protein 3
Biological process (GO): protein transport
Cellular component (GO): trans-Golgi network membrane; recycling endosome membrane
Source: RefSeq, a predicted model, not a curated record
CCCAUGUGUGGCUACCACAUUGGGCAUAAUUAAAGGCGGGGGAAAUCAACGGUUUCGUGAUUAUUAAGUGGCAUGGAUAUCAUGAAAUGAAUUGGUAAAUUAAAAAAUAUAUCCGUUUCCUGCAGUAGUCGAGGGGUUUUGCCCAACUACGCACGUGCUUCUUCUGUAGCUGCAGUCACAUGACAUUACUUCCUGGAUCACAUUUGUUUGUGCAGCGGCCAAAAACAUGUUUAUUGUUAUUGCAGGCAUUAACAAACGGAAUCUUCCAGCAAAAUAUGACAGAAUGAGAAACGGCGUUAAAUAGAAUAUAAGGAUAUAGCUAGACAAGUCAAUUAAAUCAAUAGAUAUACAUGUUCGGCAAUAUCUUGACAGAUUGCGGCAACGUCUUCGGUCGAUAACAGAUAAAUAUCUUGGCUACCGUUAUCAGCUUGCUAGCUGGUUACAUGUGUGUUAUAUUUGGCGAUAAAUCUAUAACUGAAAUAUAUAAACAACUGGCUAGCUAGACAAUGACAACCCCAAUACAGACAUAACAUCUAACAGUUUUUUUUUUUUUUUGCCAGGAAGCUGCUGUAGCUUGCUACUAGUAGCGAACCAAGUCAGCAGAAUAUAGCUAACGUUAGCUAGACAGCCUCCGAAAUAACGGGAAACAGGUUGUUGGCAAACUGUUGUCAGUAGAAAGGUUUUCUAUUUCAACUAAGCAGGACAUACAGAAUUGCUGUAAAAAGAAAUGUCAAAAUACACAAGUUUUCCGGAACCAGGCGACGACCACAACCCUUUCCAGGACCCUGCAGUGACUCAACACAGCAGCAACACUGAGUAUGCCACACUGGAUCUUUACAACCCAUUUGACAAUAAAAAUGGGCCCCCACCACCAGCCUAUGCAGCAACUGCUCCAUCCGCCCCCCAACCUGUUGUUCCUGCAACAACCCCACCCAGCAGGACUACACCCACAGAGCCCCGCAACUAUGGCACCUCCUUCACCCCCCAGACCGCGGUCAACGCCACCACAGCAGAGCUCCUGAGGAAGCAGGAAGAGCUUGAGAAGAAAGCCCGCGAGCUGGAGAGGAGGGAGAGGGAGCUGGACUCACACGCCCUCGGCUCUGGAGCCACUCGUCAGAAUAACUGGCCUCCCCUGCCCUCUUUCUGCCCUGUGGGACCCUGCUUCUACCAAGACAUCAACAUGGAGAUCAGCCAGAGCUUCCAACGCACUGUCUCCAUCAUGUAUUACUACUGGAUGUUCACAGCCUGCACACUGGCGUUUAACUUAAUUUCCUGCCUGAGUCUGUUCUGUGUGGAUCCUUCUGGUGGUGUUGGGCUGGGCCUGGCCAUCCUCUGGGUCCUCCUUUUCACCCCCUGCUCCUUUGUCUGUUGGUACAGGCCUGUGUACAAAGCCUUCAGGAGUGACAGCUCCUUCAACUUCUUCGCCUUCUUCUUCAUUUUUUUCGUCCAAGUGAUCUUCUACGUCAUCAUGACCAUUGGCAUUCCUGGUUGGGGUUUCAGUGGCUGGAUUGUGAGUCUGGGAGCUCUGAAGACUAGCGUGCCUGUUGGUGUGAUCAUGAUGCUCAAUGCCAUCCUAUUCACUGCCCAGGCUGCCAUGGGGGUCGUCUUGCUCAAGAGGGUCCACUCUCUGUACAGGCAGACCGGUGCCAGCUUCGUGAAGGCUCAGGCUGAGUUUGCCACUGGAGUGAUGUCCAAUCAGGCUGUACGCCAGGCAGCUGCCAACGCCACUGCUUCUGCAGCUCAGGGGGCCUUUACUGGUGCGGCUCGAUAGAGAGAGGGAAGGCAAGCAAGUAGGUCAAGGGAGCUGGUAGAGAGCGAGAGAGGGAUAGGUACAGUAUGUAUGAGGGUGUAUAGUACAAAAGGAGUAGGCAAGACUCAGGUGUUUUGAUAAAUUGUUACAUCAAAGUACAGUGCCUUGCGAAAGUAUUCGGUAAUUUUUUGUGAAGAAUCAACAACAAGUGGGACACAAUUAUGAAGUGGAACGAAAUUUAUUGGAUAUUUCAAACUUUUUUAACAAAUAAAAAACUGAAAAAUUGGCCGUGCAAAAUUAUUCAGCCCCUUUACUUUCAGUGCAGCAAACUCUCUCCAGAAGUUCAGUGAGGAUCUCUGAAUGAUCCAAUGUUGACCUAAAUGACUAAUGAUGAUAAAUAGAAUCCACCUGUGUGUAAUCAAGUCUCCUUAUAAAUGCACCGGUUAAAGCGCAGAGCAUCUUGAAGAACAAGGAACACACCAGGCAGGUCCGAGAUACUGUUGUGGAGAAGUUUAAAGCCGGAUUUGGAUACAAAAAGAUUUCCCAAGCUUUAAACAUCCCAAGGAGCACUGUGCAAGCGAUAAUAUUGAAAUGGAAGGAGUAUCAGACCACUGCAAAUCUACGAAGACCCGGCCGUCCCUCUAAACUUUCAGCUCAUACAAGGAGAAGACUGAUCAGAGAUGCAGCCAAGAGGCCCAUGAUCACUCUGGAUGAACUGCAGAGAUCUACAGCUGAGGUGGGAGACCUGUCCAUAGGACAACAAUCAGUCGUAUACUGCACAAAUCUGGCCUUUAUGGAAGAGUGGCAAGAAGGAAGC